CUGUACUGAGCGCCUGGGAAAGUACAUUCGGGCAAUCCCUGCCCACGACGAGCUCCCCCGGAGAGCCACCGCCUCCACGAUGCCCUCCAGGUUCAGCCGGCGGCAGCUGUCCGAGAUCGGACGGCUCUUCUUUAGUUUCCUGGCCGAAAAUGAGGGGGCCGGAGAGACUGACCGCGAGAGGCUGCGGAUACUCUACAACCAGAACUUCAAACCCAGCCAAGACACCCCUGUGCCCACCUUCUCUUCCAUGCUAUAUGGCCUGAGAACCAGCAACCAGGCCAGAGUGACCAAGGAGAAUGUCAUUUUCCGCAAGAAAAAAAACAAAAUAAAGUUGCCCCCAAGGCCUGCUGCUGAAAAUAGGCCACUGGGAAUUGAACGGCCAGGAGGCAAAAAAGCAGUUUCCCUGCUGAAGCAGAUCUUCGAGAACAGGCAUGAGCUGAUCAAACCAAAGUAUGGGGUGGAUGUGGAGUUGCUGGAGAAGAAAACAGUUGAGGUCUGCGAUGGACGACUUUACAUCCGCAUCCAACUACACCAGGAGGAGAAAUUGACCCUGCAGCUGCAGAACAGAGGGACCCAACCAGUCAGCCUCACCCGACUCUUCGUAUUUUCCUGUGGCUCCCAGAUCAGCUUCCAGAUCCUGGAUGACAAUAAGCCGCUACCCCUCGUGCUCCAUCCCAAUGACUCCCACAGGCUCCAGGUCCACUGCCAGACUGACCACAUGGGACAUUUCCCAGCGACGGUGCUGUGGAAGUUAGCGGGGCCUGGGGCUGAGUUCUCCAUCGCCCGCUUCCUGGCAUUGAAGGCUCAGAGCCCACUGACUCAACAGCUGGGGCCCACGUCCCCCUAUAGACCCUGUCAGCUCCUACCAGAUCCCCCAAGAAAUGCCAGAGUGGAGGAGGGGGAGAAACCAAACAGCACAGUGGAGAACCAUCUGGAGCGGACUCUGAGUCUGGGGCAGUAUGACUGCUCCCAUCUCAAGCACCUGGUCCCUGCACUGUUGAAAUCAGACUCCAGCACUGACAACCCUGAACUUCUUCGGAUCAGGUCACAACUCAAUGCUCCACUGAGCUGGGGCAAUUAUGGGAAGUUAAAGUUGCUGCUGCAGCUGGAGGAACUGCGGAGGCAGAGGGACAUUAAACAAUACCAUCUCAAGGACACAACUAUGUCGACUGAACCCCAGCCUUCCGGUUGGCCCUACCUCCUCACUCUUAAGGUCCCUGGGUUGGCCGAGAACCGCCCAUCGGUGCUGCGUGGAGACAAAGUGCUCGUCACGCUCAGCCGAAUGCGGGAAAAUCCAGAGACUGUAUACAAGGGCUAUGUGCACAAGGUGGAGCUGGACCAGGUCAAGCUGAGUUUCCACCAAAGCCUCCUGAAGUACGUUGUGGACAGGCUCACCUUUGACGUGGAUUUCACCUUAAACCGGCUGCUCCUGCGCAUCCAGUAUCGUGCCAUGGAGCUGGCCCGUAAAGAGUCGUUGAAGCCAUUGCUGUUCCCUGACGCCCCCCGCAGGGUCCCUCUGAUCUCUGAAGACCUGAAGCUCACGCUGUUCAAUCGAUGUCUGGAGUCCAACCCACAGCAGGCUCAGGCCAUUCGUAAUAUCAUCCUGGGCACCUCCCGCCCGGCUCCCUAUCUCAUCUUCGGACCCCCAGGCACCGGAAAGACCGUCACCCUGGUAGAAGCUAUCAAGCAGGUGGUGAAGCUUAUGCCAGAUGCCCACAUCCUGGCCUGUGCUCCAACCAACUGGGCAGCCAACCUGCUGUGCCAGCGGCUCCUGCCCCAUCUGUCCAGGAAGGUCUACCGCCUCGUGGCAGAAAGCCAUGACUUUCGCUUUUUGCCUGAAGACAUCAAGGACCACUGUAACUGGGACAAGAACCGUAAGGGCUACAUAUACCCGUCCAAGAAGACGUUGCAGGAAUAUCGGGUUCUUAUCACCACGCUGUUCACUGCAGGCCGGCUGGCGUCGGCUGAGUUCCCCCGUGGUCACUUCUCUCACAUAUUCAUCGAUGAAGCGGGUCAGGCCUCGGAGCCUGAGAGUCUCAUAGCUGUGGCAGGGUUACUGGAUGUUGAAGAUUCAGAUAACCCGGGAGGUCAGCUGGUCCUGGCUGGAGAUCCUAAGCAGCUGGGUCCAGUGUUGCAUUCCCCACUAGCCCGGAACCACGGUCUGGGCAUGUCCUUGCUGGAGCGACUUAUGGAGAAGGCACCGCAGUACAAGCGGGGACCAGAAGGCUACGACCCCACUCUCAUAACCAAGCUCCUGUGUAAUUACAGGUCCCAUCCAUCCAUCCUGGAAAUCCCCAACCGCCUCUUCUACCAGGGGGAGCUGCUGCCCUACGCUGACCUUAUGGAUCGGGAGCGCUUCUGCCACUGGGAAGGGCUGCCCCGCCAGGGGUUCCCGAUCGUGUUCCAUGGAGUACUGGGAGAGGAAACGCGAGAAGCCAACAGCCCAUCCUUCUUCAAUGCCGAGGAGGCCAGCACGGUUGUGGAGUACUUGCAUGAGCUCCUGUGCUCCCAGCCCAAAAAGGGACAGGCCCGCUUGUCCCCCCAACAUGUGGGGGUAAUCUCCCCUUGCAGAAAACAGGUACAGAAAAUUUGUCACUGCCUCACUGUAGUGGACAAGAAACUGCAAAGCCUGAAUAACAUCAAAGAUCUGAAGGUGGGCUCAGUAGAGGAGUUCCAAGGCCAGGAACGUUCUGUGAUCAUCAUCUCCACUGUGCGCAGCAGCCAGAACUUUGUCCCGCUGGCCAAGGACUUCAACCUGGGCUUCCUGAGCGACCCCAAGAGGUUCAAUGUAGCUGUGACUCGAGCCAAGGCCCUGCUCAUAGUGGUGGGGAACCCCAUUCUCCUGUCCCAGGACCGCCAGUGGAAGACGUUCUUACAGUUCUGUAAAGAGAAUGGGGGGUACAAAGGCUGCCCCUUCCCUUCGGACGAAGAGCCAGGCUCAUUUCAGCAGCUGACUGAACUGGGCCGCAGUUCUCCCACUGAAGAUAACCCCCCCGCCAAGGAGAGCAUUGCACUGCUGCAGGAGGAGCUAGCCUGGAGGCGUGAGAUGUGAUUGCCCAGCCCCUGGAGUCUGAGCCACCCACCCCCCCCAACCCUCUAUCUGCCCAGUUAGUCAGGGGGAGUAUUCAUGCAGUUCUAGGUCCAGCUCCUUGGGAAGAGCACGACCUUGGGAGAACUUGGAAGCAACGAGACUCUACUGUUGAAAAUAAAAGUUUA
This is a messenger RNA of Tachyglossus aculeatus (Australian echidna), 3216 nucleotides long. It is a transcript of the gene MOV10, whose product is annotated as Mov10 RISC complex RNA helicase. NCBI's taxonomy places the organism in Eukaryota, Metazoa, Chordata, Mammalia, Monotremata, Tachyglossidae. The record is from RefSeq and is a predicted model, not a curated record. Bases 80 to 3052 code for a protein of 990 amino acids. Gene Ontology annotation, molecular function: ATP hydrolysis activity; 5'-3' RNA helicase activity; RNA binding. The transcript is spliced from 22 exons.